Molecule: messenger RNA, 1190 nt
Organism: Paramecium sonneborni
Lineage: Eukaryota; Ciliophora; Oligohymenophorea; Peniculida; Parameciidae
Source: the annotation of a GenBank genome assembly
CAAAAUAAGAAACAAAAUGCAAUAAGGUUUUGAUCGAUCGAAAUUGAUAAAUUAUAAUACAGAAGAAUUUGAUUGUUCUAUUUGUUUAUGUGUGGCUAAAAAUCCAAAAGAAUGUACUUAAUGUGGUUAUAUUUUUUGUGGAAAAUGUAUUGAUGAUUGGAUAAAAAGAUCUAAUAAGUAAAUGAUUUAGAUAUUUUGUGAGGUUGGAAUGUGUAAAUCGUUGUCCAUAAUAGCUAGAAAUAAAAGUUAUAUCAAAGACUUUGAAAAAAAUUUAUGAUGAUUUAGAAUUGAGAUGUAAUUUUAUAAAUAUUAUAUAGGUUCUAAUUGUUCAAAAGGAAUAAAAAUAAAUUUAUUUGAUAAACAUGAAUCAGAAUGCAAUUAAAAGUCAUGUAUAAAAUGUAUAAAUUAUGAUUAAUGUGGGAAAUAUUUGGUAAACGAAAGAGAUGAUAAAGUAUUCUAUAAUAACUAAAAAGCAUUGUGACAUCCAUUGUUUAUUUUUUGAUAAGGUGAAAAAAGUAAAAACAAAAUCUGAGAUUUAUAAUGUAGUAAAAGAAUUUUCUUAAUUACAUGAAUUAAGACAAGAUAUUUAUAAUAUUGAUAAAUCUAUAGAUAAUUAGAUUUAAUCUGUAAAUUUAAAUCCUAAUUAAUCAAUAAAAUGGGAUAAAAAUAGAAUGGGAUCUGGUAUGGAAUUAACAGAUGGAGAUUAAAAGGUUUUUUUGAGGGAAUAAGCUUAUAUGUUUAGAACAAUAGUAGCAAAUUUUGGAUUUGAAUCAGGAAUAGUAUAUUGGGAAAUUGAAGCAGAUGAUAGAACUGAAAAUGAAUUAAAAAUAGGUAUUACUACACAAAGAGAUUUUAAUUAUGAUUCAGCUUUUUGUGAUUUUGAAUAUGGUUGGGCAUAUUAUGGUUUAGCUUAAGUAUUCAUUAUAAUAUAAAUGAAAUAGUUAAGACAUAAUAGUAAUGCAACAGGUCCAUCAUUUGGUAAGAGAUUUAAAAAAGAAGGUACUUUAGGAAUCUGUUUAAAUAUGAAUUAAGGAACUUUAAUGUUUAGUUUGAAUGGAGAAUAUAUGGGAUGUGCAUAUAAAGAUGAAAAAUUAAAAUAAGGACCUAUAUUUCCAGCAGUUGCUUUACUUCAUUGUGCUGGUUGCAAAAUUACAAAUGGGAAACCUGUUCCAUAGAUUUUUUUAUAAUGA